AUGCAACUGCUGACAACACCACAACAACAGUUCAAGUUAGUUCUACAGAACCCAAGCCUUCGGACGAAGCUGGGGAAAAAGAAAGUGUCGAGCAAUCUCAGCAUGAAGAAAAUGAUACGCAACCUCCCACUACGAUUGAAAAUAAAGAUGUAACUGCUGACGACACUGCAACAACAGUUGAAGUUAGUUCUGCGGUGUCUAAGCCGUCGGAAGAAGCUAGGAAUCAGAAAGUGUCGAGCAAUCUCAGCAAGAAGAAAAUGAUAAACAACCUCUUACUAGUGACACUACGAUUGAAAAUAAAGAUGUAACCACUGAUAACAAUACAAUAACAGUUGAAGUUAGUUCUUCAGAACCCAAGCCUUCGGAAGAAGCUGGGAAUCAGGAAAGUGUCGAGCAAUCUCAGAAACAAGAAAAUGAUAAGCAACCUCUCACUACGAUUGAAAAUAAAGAUGCAACCACUGAUAACACUACAACAACAGUUGAAGUUAGUUCUACAGAACCCAAGCCUUCGGAAGAAGCUGGGAAUCAGGAAAGUGUCGAGCAAUCUCAGAAACAAGAAAAUAAUAAGCAACCUUCCACUACGAUUGAAAAUAAAGAUGCAACCACUGAUAACACUACAACAACAGUUGAAGUUAGUUCUUCAGAACCCAAGCCUUCGGAAGAAGCAGGGAAAGAAGAAAGUGUCGAGCAAUCUCAGCAACAAGAAAAUGAUACGCAACCUCCCACUACGAUUGAAAAUAAAGAUGCAACUGCUGACGACACUGCAACAACAGUUGAAGUUAGUCCUACAGAACCCAAGCCUUCCGACGAGGCAGGGAAAGAAGAAAGUGUCGAGCAAUCUCAGCAAGAAGAAAAUGAUAAACAACCUCUUACUAGUGACACUACGAUUGAAAAUAAAGAUGUAACCACUGAUAACAAUACAAUAACAGUUGAAGUUAGUUCUUCAGAACCCAAGCCUUCGGAAGAAGCUGGGAAUCAGGAAAGUGUCGAGCAAUCUCAGAAACAAGAAAAUGAUAAGCAACCUCUCACUACGAUUGAAAAUAAAGAUGCAACCACUGAUAACACUACAACAACAGUUGAAGUUAGUUCUACAGAACCCAAGCCUUCGGAAGAAGCUGGGAAUCAGGAAAGUGUCGAGCAAUCUCAGCAACAAGAAAAUGAUACGCAACCUCCCACUACGAUUGAAAAUAAAGAUGCAACUGCUGACGACACUGCAACAACAGUUGAAGUUAGUCCUACAGAACCCAAGCCUUCCGACGAGGCAGGGAAAGAAGAAAGUGUCGAGCAAUCUCAGCAAGAAGAAAAUGAUAAACAACCUCUUACUAGUGACACUACGAUUGAAAAUAAAGAUGUAACCACUGAUAACAAUACAAUAACAGUUGAAGUUAGUUCUUCAGAACCCAAGCCUUCGGAAGAAGCUGGGAAUCAGGAAAGUGUCGAGCAAUCUCAGCAACACGAAAAUGAUACGCAACCUCCCACUAUGAUUGAAAAUAAAGAUGCAACUGCUGACAACACCACAACAACAGUUCAAGUUAGUUCUACAGAACCCAAGCCUUCGGACGAAGCUGGGGAAAAAGAAAGUGUCGAGCAAUCUCAGCAUGAAGAAAAUGAUACGCAACCUCCCACUACGAUUGAAAAUAAAGAUGUAACUGCUGACGACACUGCAACAACAGUUGAAGUUAGUUCUGCGGUGUCUAAGCCGUCGGAAGAAGCUAGGAAUCAGGAAAGU
Molecule: messenger RNA, 1729 nt
Organism: Paramuricea clavata
Lineage: Eukaryota; Metazoa; Cnidaria; Anthozoa; Malacalcyonacea; Plexauridae
Source: the annotation of a GenBank genome assembly